This is a messenger RNA of Opisthocomus hoazin, 2671 nucleotides long. Lineage: Eukaryota; Metazoa; Chordata; Aves; Opisthocomiformes; Opisthocomidae. The record is from RefSeq and is a predicted model, not a curated record.
AAGAUGGGGAAGAAGAGCCGAGUGAAAACUCAGAAGUCAGGUACAGGAGCCACAGCGACAGUAUCUCCAAAGGAAAUGUUGAAUCUAAUUAGUGAGUUAUUGCAAAAAUGCAGCAGUCCUACCCCAGGUCCUGGUAAAGAAUGGGAAGAAUAUGUACAGAUUCGUUCUCUUGUUGAGAAAAUUCGCAAAAAGCAAAAAGGUUUGUCUGUUGUCUUUGAUGGAAAAAGAGACGACUAUUUCCCUGAACUGAUAAAGUGGGCAACUGAAAAUGGAGCAUCCACAGAGGGUUUUGAAAUAGCUAACUUUGAAGAGGAGGGCUUCGGUUUGAAAGCAACACGAGAGAUAAAGGCUGAAGAGUUGUUUCUGUGGGUUCCUAGAAAACUGUUGAUGACAGUUGAGUCAGCUAAAAAUUCAGUAUUGGGAUCCCUGUAUUCUCAAGAUCGAAUUCUUCAAGCCAUGGGCAAUAUAACAUUGGCAUUCCAUCUUCUUUGUGAGCGAGCCAACCCCAACUCUUUCUGGCUGCCCUACAUCCAGACACUCCCCAGUGAAUAUGACACUCCUCUCUAUUUUGAAGAAGAAGAAGUGCAGUACCUUCAGUCAACUCAGGCCAUACAUGAUGUUUUUAGCCAAUAUAAAAAUACAGCUCGACAGUAUGCCUAUUUCUACAAAGUUAUUCAGACCCAUCCUAAUGCCAGCAAACUGCCCUUAAAGGAUUCUUUUACUUAUGACGACUACAGAUGGGCGGUUUCCUCUGUUAUGACACGGCAGAACCAGAUUCCAACAGAAGAUGGUUCCAGAGUUACAUUGGCUCUAAUACCUUUAUGGGACAUGUGUAAUCAUACUAAUGGACUGAUCACUACAGGCUACAAUUUAGAAGAUGACCGGUGUGAAUGUGUAGCACUUCAGGAUUUCAAGGCUGGAGAACAGAUUUACAUUUUUUAUGGCACUCGGUCAAACGCUGAAUUUGUGAUCCACAGUGGUUUUUUCUUUGAUAAUAAUUCACAUGACAGAGUGAAAAUAAAGCUUGGCGUGAGUAAAAGUGACAGGCUGUAUGCUAUGAAGGCAGAGGUCUUAGCUCGUGCUGGUAUCCCAACUUCUAGUGUUUUUGCCUUGCACUCCACUGAGCCUCCAAUCUCUGCCCAGCUUUUGGCUUUCCUUCGAGUGUUUUGUAUGAGUGAAGAAGAGCUGAAGGAACACUUGAUAGGCGAGCAUGCCAUUGACAAAAUCUUCACUCUGGGGAACUCUGAGUUUCCCAUUAGCUGGGACAAUGAAGUUAAACUUUGGACAUUCCUAGAAGCCAGAGCAUCCCUUCUUCUGAAAACCUAUAAAACAACUGUGGAGGAUGAUAAAUCCUUCUUGGAGACCCGUGACCUUACUUCACAUGCGAUAAUGGCUAUCAAAUUGCGCUUAGGUGAAAAAGAGAUCUUGGAGAAAGCAGUAAAGAGUGCAGCUGCUAGCCGAGAGUAUUAUACCAAACAAAUGGCAGAUGGAGCUCCGCUUCCUAAAUAUGAAGAGAGCAAUAUUGCCUUGUUGGAGAACACUGUGGCAGACUCUAGACUCCCUAUUGUCUUGAGAAACCUAGAAGAUGUGGAAGAGCAAGGGGACUUAAAGAUUGAUGAAGCUAUUGAUGCUGAAGUCACAGAGAAUGGGUUUGUAAAUGGUGAAAACUCUCUAUUUAACGGGACCAAAUCAGAAAGUGAAAAUCUAAAUAAAGAGAAAAGAAACAGAGAGACUGAAGAUGCCAAAGAAUCUUCUUCAGAAAGUACUGAUGAGGUUAAAGAAUAGUCCUAAAAUUUUACUUUCUGGUGAAAUUGAAUUAGCUGAAGUUUAUGAACAGUGCUUUUAUGUUAGUGUGUUUCUUUGUUAACAUUUCUCUUUCUGCAGAGAAAAAUGUUUUUGCUGCUUUAUAUAAAAAUGAAAUUUUAAGUUAUUUAAGAGAUUUAGCAUCCCUUUUCAAUUAAGAUUGCCAUCUUGCUUUCAGGCAAAAACUGGGGAAAGAGGUGCCUUUGGAAGAUUUUGCAGCCCUUUGUUGAACCAAAUGUGUUUUCUUCCUGGGGAAGAAUUAAGCUCUUCUAUCUGCUGUGCUUUUGUUGUUCUGUCACUCUGACUACCGAAAUUAAAAGCUUGCUCUGCCUCCUGCCAAGAAAAGCAGAAGGCAGGACUGACUCGGUAUGCAGCAGGAAGGUGGGAGAGCAGUACAGCAGAAAACUGGAUGAGAGGAUCAGAAACGUGGGGACUGGAGGAAAACCUGUUUAAAAUCAGGUAUGCCAGUCCAGAAAAAGGUAAGGUGGCAACCUUAUGAUUGGUAGUUUUAAAUGUUGAUGAGAAUCCAAAUUGUAUACACUUAAAGUGAUCUCUGAAGAUUUCAGUUUACUUUGUCUUUUGUUUACUGUAUAGAAAUAUCUCAUCUUUCUUCUUCAGUCGGAGUUAGGCUGCUACAAUACAACAUUCACCAACUUUUAAAGGCUGACUUCUUUAUGUUUCCAGGCGGUACCUUUUAUUUACAAAAUUGGCAGUGCUGCUGGAGAGUUUGAAAGCAGAUAGGCCAAGUCACAGCUUUAAACUGUACUGUUCAAAGAGAGGUCACUUCCCAGCUUCUUCAGGUUUUCACAACUAGCUAGAGGUUUUCAAAGCUACACUUUUGACUAAACCAUUAUUAAAAGGAAAAUAU